UACUAGAACUAAAGCAUAAAAUUUACAUUUUAAAAUAAAUAUGAUCCGUAACAUAAUUACUAGAGCUUAAUUGCCAUUAUGGUUAAUUACGUUACUACCAAUGCACAAAAAAGAGUGCAAUCAACACUAAAGUCCAGCAUUAUCCAGCGUGAGGUAUCGAGAUGGAUUCAUUUUGUGGCGAAUGUUUUGUCAUGAACGGCAGUGAAGCAAAUCAAACAUAUAACAAAACGUGCUUUAUCCAGGAGAGUAAUGUUACCAGCGAACAAAUCCCUGAAGACGACAUGUUUUACAAGAUCAUUGUCGCCAUUCUGACGUCACUACUUGCUUUCGUCAUACUUGUUGGAAACGGACUUAUAAUAGCAUCAGUAACAGUUGUACGGAAAUUACGACAGCCUGCAAACUAUCUUAUAGUAUCACUGGCCUUCUCAGAUUUUCUUGUCGCUGUUGUUGUUUUGCCAUUGACCAUUGUGUACGAUAUACUGGGGGAAUGGGUGUUUGGACCUACCAUGUGCAAUAUACACGUCAGCUUUGAUGUUAUCUGCUGCGCGACAAGCAUUCUGAAUCUUUGUAUGAUCAGUAUUGACAGAUAUCUUAUGGUGACACGACCUAUGAAGUAUCCGAAGAAAAGAACAGCGAAGUUGAUGGUGUUCAUGAUAUGUACAGCAUGGAUAUUAGCUUGUCUUAUUAUUUUUCCUGCAUUGUUUGGAUUUACGAAAAACGUUACUGAUGAUCCUUCGUGGAUGACACUUGGGCCUUCAUCAGGAAUCCACGAAGAUCACUUCAAUUUUUCAUCUCGACCGAUUUGGACAAAAAUGUCCUCAAUAGCAACAGACGAAAUGCCUACUUAUUGGACGAAAUGCGACAGUGAAUCAACAAUAUGGCAAUUUGCAGUAGACAUGGAAAGAGAAUAUUAUACGACACAUAUUCGGUUCGACAGUUUGAACAGCAGUAUAUAUUAUGGUCACGUACAAACAAUACCAGAAGAUAUCAGUGAAGUCGUCGAUACCAAUUUUUCAAUAAAGACGAACGCUGUGGCUAAUCUACCGGGAUUACCAACCAGAUAUAUCAGAAUUCUGCUGAACGAGUCCAACAUCGACAAAGUAUCUAGUACGUCAGUGGAAAUAUUUGGGGAACUCAUUCAUGGAAAGACAUGCUUAAUUAGCCAAGAAGUCUGGUUCACUAUUUAUUCAACAGUCGUUUCAUUUUAUAUUCCUCUUGCUGUGAUGUUAUGCAUGUAUUAUAAAAUAUAUUUGGAAGCAUCUCGUUUUAAAGCACGUCAAAGAGCAAGAUCAAAAAGUUUAAGCGAUCAGCCACAUUCUCUGCUAUCACAAUCGUUGCGACGGAAAUGCGACAUAAUAUCAGACGAAUCCACUACAGACCUGUUGGAUUAUGGCAUUCAGAGUUAUGAUACACCGGACAGUAGUCCAUAUCGAUCACCACCUAAUAACCAUGAGAUGAAUUGCGUUUUGAAUAACAGUAACGAUACAGCCAAAUGCAAGAUCGGUGAACACGAUAUGAAAUCACCAAUUACGUCUCGAGACGACGUUUUUAAUUCAUCAACGUUACCAAAUAAACAUUUACUAAAUCCUGAAAUUGCAAAUGGAAAAAGACAGUCUGUGAGUGACAGUCAUAUCAAUGAUAAAACUAUACUGUGCAAUAACGGAACGAUGUCUACAUGCAAACGUACAUCGAGUUUAAUGCCGAUUGAAAUAAACGGCAACGCUUUGCCGAACGAUAAACAAUUUAGUAGUAUGAGAAAAAGUUCUUCGUGGUGCAAAACCUUACAUUAUUCCGCCGCGUCUGUGAAUCAAAUGGACGCAAAAUCGGUUGCCAAUAAUGUAAUGAGCAAUGGACGACCACAAGAUCCCUUAUCAAAUGAUAAUAGACAUUUUGAAAGUUUCGCAAAUCAGCGUUCGAAUUCUAUAAGACAAAGUUUCAAAGGACAUUCUUUGCGUAGAAAAUCAAGUAGUAUUUUAUCUGGAAGACGAUCAACACGUAACGGCAGUUUUCUAUCCUCAACCAGAAGAUCAAGAAGAGGAAGCAUCAUACGACGUGUUUCGUCUACAACAUCACGUGAUAGAUUACGCAAUGCAAAAGCAAUUCGUACUCUUGGUAUUAUUGUUGCUGUUUUUACAUUUUGUUGGCUGCCAUUCUUCAUAUUAACUUUUAUACGACCGUUUGUGUGCGAGCAUCCGGAAUCAAAAGACUGUUUUCCACUAUGGCUGGUACGGCUGGUGUUAUGGCUGGGCUAUCUUAACAGCGCUCUCAAUCCCAUUAUAUACGUUGGAUUCUCUCCAGAUCUUCGCGAAACUUUUCGAUUUCUUAUUUGUUGUAAAUGUACAAACGUUGACAGAAGACUGGCUCAAAAUGAACUCAAACAAGCGAUAGAAGAAGAACGAAAGGGCUCUUUACUAACUGAAAGACAAGAUUUGAAUGCGCCUGUUUCAUGAUUUAUAAUAUUCAUACCAGCCUAAACGACACAGAAGAAAUAACGAAUGCUUAAAACGUGUGUCAUCAAAAAAAUUUAGAGAAAUUCUAAAUAUAAAACAUCACUUAUUUUCUGUAAUAGGUGAAUUCGAUGAAACGUCUUUUCAAUAUAAUUCAGUGAAUUUACUCCAGUGAUUCAAAUUAGUUAUUAGAUUGCUGUUUACCAAGUGAUCCUAACAGUGUUACAUUGUAGUUCAGACGGUCAGUCUGCAAAAUCUAUAAAUUGAACUUUUUGCACAUUCUAAAAAAACGUUUUGUUCAAUUUAUUUAUUGACUCAAUUGUUGUUUUAUUUUGAUUUAUUCUUUAGUAUAUUCUUCCUAUUUUACCAAAAAAGUUUCUUCCAAUUCGUCCAUUUUUUUUGAUAUUUCAUUGUGCGCGAUAACAGUAAGAACAUCAGUUUCAAAAUUUAUAAAGUUCGUUAUUUUGGUCAUAUUAUUUUUUGAAGGCUUUGUUCUUCCAUGCUAAAUGUCCAUCUUUUAAUUGCACUCGUUUAUAUAUUAACGGAACAAAAAUAAAACUGUGAUCUUUUUUCAUAAGAUUAUGUAAUAAAAGUUCCUUUUUGA
This is a messenger RNA of Styela clava, 3051 nucleotides long. RefSeq names its product 5-hydroxytryptamine receptor 1A-beta-like. Gene Ontology annotation, cellular component: plasma membrane. Gene Ontology annotation, biological process: positive regulation of MAPK cascade; adenylate cyclase-activating adrenergic receptor signaling pathway. Gene Ontology annotation, molecular function: G protein-coupled acetylcholine receptor activity. NCBI's taxonomy places the organism in Eukaryota, Metazoa, Chordata, Ascidiacea, Stolidobranchia, Styelidae. The record is from RefSeq and is a predicted model, not a curated record.